Messenger RNA from Brienomyrus brachyistius, 2026 nucleotides. RefSeq names its product prolyl 4-hydroxylase subunit alpha-2-like. Gene Ontology annotation, cellular component: endoplasmic reticulum. Gene Ontology annotation, molecular function: iron ion binding; L-ascorbic acid binding; protein binding. The coding region runs from base 139 to 1704 and encodes 521 amino acids. Gene Ontology annotation, biological process: peptidyl-proline hydroxylation to 4-hydroxy-L-proline. The transcript has 14 exons. The record is from RefSeq and is a predicted model, not a curated record. Lineage: Eukaryota; Metazoa; Chordata; Actinopteri; Osteoglossiformes; Mormyridae.
GCGGCCAUCACUCUGACGUGUGAACGGACUUUCUGCAUCGCUAUAAGAAACACCAUUAUUUCUCCGAGAAAGCACCGAGCUCGAUUCUCCUGAAGACUUCAACAAAGCCAGCAGCCUGAUUUUAUAUAAUUUUUAAAUAUGGAGCACAAAUUAUUUAUUUCAUUUUUCCUAAUCAGCACAGCACUCAGUAUCAUUAGAACAGAGUUCUAUUCCUCCAUAGACCACAUGACUGGACUCAUUUUUACACAAAGAGAGCUUGUCUCCUCCUUGCAGGAUUAUAUCGCGGCAGAGGGAGCACAUAUCGAGAAAUUAAAGAGAUGCCUUCGGAUGUUUGAGAACGUUAGCAAAAGCGUCCCUUCACAUCCCGAAACGUACAUGAGCAAUCCUGUGACGGCAUACAAGUUUGUGAGGAGACUGAGGAACGCAUGGAUCAAGGUGGAGGAACUGGCUCAUUCGAGUCCUUCCAAAGAAUUCCUGUCCUUGAUAUCUGCAAAGUCACAGCGGAUCCCAGAUGAUACGGAUUUAGACGGGAUAACGUUGGGGCUGCUCAGGCUUCAGGAGACUUACAAGCUGCCCCCAGAGAAAAUGAGAGCACUAGCCCCCACAGCUGAGGAAUUCUUAGACCCAGACGACUCCUUCCACGUGGCCAGAGUUGCUCAUGAAAACCACAAGUUCCUCUAUGCCUUUCUGUGGAUGCAAGAUGCUCACAGACAGCUGGAUGAGGGAAAAGCUGCAGGAGUUUCCCAGAAGGAGGUGCUUCGAUUCCUGGCACACUUCGCCUUUCAGAUGGGAGAACUUCCUCUUGCUUUUCAGCUGACGAAAGACCUGCUGGACCUGGAUCCCAGUGAUGACAUCAUACCGUACCAACUGGCCUACUACCAAAGAUUGAGAGAGAGUGUUCAGAGAUGGCACAGUGCUCCGGCCCAAGUUGCCAACUUCGACAUUUUUAUGCCAAGUGACAAGAGAAACAUAUAUGAGGCUCUCUGCAGGGGUGACGGCGAACAAGUGACCUCCAGGAGACAGAGGGCGCUGUCCUGCAGAUACAGCACAGGUGGAGGGAACCCACGGCUCAUCUAUGCCCCAAUUAAGGAGGAGGAAGAAUGGGCCCAUCCCCAUAUCAUUAGAUAUCAUGACCUUUUAUCUGACAUGGAAAUUGACAUCAUAAAAAACAUUUCCAGAUUAAAGCUUCAAAGAGCUAUGGUUUUGGACAAAGAAACUGGGAAGAGACAUGCUUCUGAAGAUCGUGUUUCAAAAAGUGCAUGGCUGUCGGAAAAGGAUGACGGUGUCGUCGCACGUAUCAGUCAGAGGAUUGCGGAUGCCACCGGCCUGGAGAUGGAAACAGCCGAGGAUCUUCAGGUCGCAAAUUAUGGAAUCGGAGGCCAAUAUGAACCACACUAUGAUUCAAAGUUGCCUAAUGACACAGAAUUUUUGGCAAAUGGAGGUAGGAUCGCCACAGUCUUAAUUUAUAUGAGUGAUGUCGAAAUGGGAGGUGCCACCGUAUUUCCUCUAAUAGGUGCUGCUCUGAAACCUAAGAAGGGAUCUGCUGUGUUCUGGUACAACCUUUUAAGAAACGGACAGGAGGAUGAACGAACCCUUCAUGCAGCCUGUCCGGUCCUCACGGGUAGCAAGUGGGUUUCAAACAUAUGGAUCCGAGAACGAGGGCAGGAAUUCAAGAGGAGAUGCGGUUUAUCCCAGUCUGACUGAAAACCUUAAUCCUGUCGAUAUCUUGCUGGUUCACCCUGCCCAUAGAAUUUCUAAAUCAGCCCGCAAUGAUAAGUCACCAGUGACUGCAUGCUGACACAAUGGGCUUAUUGCAAACUGACAAUUAUCUGCACUCCAUGUUCACACACAACGAUGUUUGUUCACUCACUCUAUUGUGCUUCUUUAUGACUUAAAAACCGCAUUGCCACAUGUGGCGGUGUGAGUUAAAGGCUGUUUAAGCCCUGUUAUCAGUCAUCCAGUAAUUAUUUGACUGCUUGGAAGAUUAUGUGACAUGAAAUAUCAUCAAUAAAGUGUCUUUUUGUAA